Molecule: messenger RNA, 1695 nt
Organism: Lates calcarifer (barramundi perch)
Lineage: Eukaryota; Metazoa; Chordata; Actinopteri; Centropomidae
Product: exostosin-1
Exons: 4
Coding region: 499-1695 (398 amino acids)
Cellular component (GO): Golgi apparatus
Molecular function (GO): acetylglucosaminyltransferase activity; glucuronosyltransferase activity
Source: RefSeq, a predicted model, not a curated record
GUUUGCGGAUGGGUUUGUGAUUCGGUGUUUGGAAGGAGAACUGGAGAAUGUGUAUCCAGACUGUGGGUUCCUGCUCAGGCUGGAGGGGAGAGCAGCGGACACCCCGAUCCCUUCCCGGGACGACAGGUGUUCCGUGUGAACAGUGACUUCAGAUCCCAAAAUGCCGAGCUGUGGAUAGAGAGGCUGCCCUGUGGGUCACGCUGACCUGUGUCUACCCCCCUGCACCCCCUCUCCUCAUUUCCUAAUUCCUUGUUUCCUUUUCUCCUUUGAUUAAUAUCCCCCCUCUUCCUCCCUGCACUCGUUCUUCCUGUCUCUUACUUUGCCCUCUUCUCCAAGUCACCUCUCCUUUCCCCUUCUUUUUUCCCCUCUUCCCUCCAUCGCAAUCGGCCUCUAACCUCCCCUUCUCCUCCCUCCUAUCCUCUCUCCUUCCCUCAUUCUCUUCGCCUCUCCCCCCUCCAAAACCCACCACCUCCUCCUCUUCCUCCCCCCACAGCACACAUGCAGGCCAAGAAGCGGUACCUGCUCGUGUCUGUGGGGGCCGGUCUUCUCUUCCUCGUCUAUCUGUGGGGUCUGCAAAUCGGGGAGUUGCAGCAGCAGCAGCAGUCGUACCAGUAUCGCCAGUUACCCCAGUACCCCCAGUAUCACCAGCAGCAAUACCAGUACUACCACCAGAAUCAGGACGUGUACCAGCCCCAGCCCCUGCCCCAGAGGAGCCCGUCCAGACCGCCCAGGCACUGGCCGGAGACGACCAAGCUGCUGGAGCCGUACCUGGAGGGGGGAGAGCAGGAGGAGGACAGCCCUCAGCUCCAUCACCAGCACACCUCCCCUCGCGAACGCCGGGCGAUCCGCGACAACAUCUACAAGAACAAGCGCUGCCGCAUGGAAACCUGCUUUGACUUUGCUCGCUGCCAGUCAGGCUUCAGGGUUUACAUCUACCCUCCGCAGAGAGGAGACGAGAUCUCAGAGACCUACCAGAAGAUCCUGUCGUCCAUCGAAGAGUCUCGCUUCCACACCAAAGACCCGUCGAGGGCCUGUCUGUUUAUUUUGGCAGUGGACACGCUGGACAGGGACCAGCUCUCUGCUCAGUUCGUCCAGAACGUGAGGUCCCGCAUCCAGAGUCUGCCCACGUGGAACGAUGGCAGGAACCACCUCAUUUUCAACCUCUACUCUGGCACCUGGCCGGACUACACAGAGGAUCUGGGCUUCGAGGUGGGCCAGGCCAUGCUGGCAAAGGCCAGCGCUGACGUGGUCAACUUCCGCACAAACUUUGAUAUUUCCAUCCCUCUGUUCUCCAAGGAUCACCCGCUAAAAGGAGGGGGUAUGGGUUAUCUGACACUCAACGAUGCGCCGCCUUCCAGGAAGUACCUGCUGGUUUUCAAGGGGAAGCGCUACCUAACUGGCAUCGGCUCUGAGACGAGGAACGCUCUAUAUCACAUCCACAAUGGGGAAGAUAUUAUUCUCCUGACCACAUGUAAACAUGGCAAAGACUGGGAGAAACACAAGGACUCUCGCUGCGACAGAGAUAAUGAAGAAUACUCAAAACAGCACAUCGAUACAGACAUCACCCAGUGCAGUCGAGAGGGUGGGGGUGGGGUUCCUGCUGCGAGGCUCCCUGAUGGGAACAAAAACCAACGAGGAUCCCGAAGCCUCGGGGUGGUCGAUAAUUGCCCUCCAAUUGAAUUAAGCUGCGAAUGA